Molecule: messenger RNA, 717 nt
Organism: Durusdinium trenchii
Lineage: Eukaryota; Dinophyceae; Suessiales; Symbiodiniaceae
Source: the annotation of a GenBank genome assembly
AUGUGCUCAGAACUCUGUCGUUUCAAGAAGACUUGGUCUCGCAGUCGUUCCGUUGCAUCUCUGAAGCAAACGACGAUAUGGCAGCUGUAUUGUGGCUCAAGUUGCAGAUUUGAAAACAUGCUCAACAAUCUGUGUGCACGCUCCAGAGGAGGCCACAGACGGAUGCGAGCACGAGUGAUUUGGAAGGAGGGCAGUGGUUGGAUCGUGCAAGGCACCGAUGGAUUGACCAGGACAUCACUGCUGCCUAGAGACAAGACAACACAGGCUGUGUGCCAAGGUGUCCCAAGGAAUUCAGCCCGGAUAUUUCUUCGUGAGCUUCAUACACAACGGUAUCUGUCAGUGGCACAGAACAAUCGCAGCGUACAGGUGGUCAUGACUCAGCAGCCAGGUUCAUUGUUUGUGGCUCACGUGCGUACUGGACGCGAGGAGCGGAACCGCAUUGGAUUCCAGCAUGAAGGGCUGCCAGCGUGUGGCUCGUUCUUGCGGGCCCACUGGCACCUUCAGGAGGUCUUUGGCUUCACAGGCACCGAGAGUCGUCAAAUGCAAUGCGAUGGCCACUACUUUGACUCCACAGACGAGUUCAAAUGGCAUCCGGAUGCCACUCUCCAGCAUGCGUCCACUGGACUUUGGCUCUAUGUGGAUCCAUCCAAGCCAGAGAUCCCAGUGCUGCACGAGAUCCACAAGAGUCGUUGGGAGGCUUUGCCCACUACUACUUGA